Molecule: messenger RNA, 3360 nt
Organism: Danio rerio (zebrafish)
Lineage: Eukaryota; Metazoa; Chordata; Actinopteri; Cypriniformes; Danionidae
Source: RefSeq, a predicted model, not a curated record
CAACAGAACACACAUCUACAACAGAACCAUCAACUACAACCACUGCGCCUAUUACAACAACAACAGAACAUGUAUCUACGACUACUGCCCCUGUUACAGAAACACAACUGACAAGUACAGCUGUCCUAACAUCUACAAGUCCUUUGACGUCUACAACAGAACAAACAACAACUACUGCCCCUGUUACAGAAACAGGCUCAUCUACAACUACAACCACAGUCUUAACUAGUACACAACCUAUUACUGCAACUACUGCUUCCUUCACAACUAUAACACAAUCAGAAACAACAACCACACCAAUAACAGCCACCAUUACCUCUGCACCUACAACAUCACCAACAGUUCAACCUACAACCACCGCACCAACUGCAGGCACCCCUCAAGCAACAACCCAAAUCACAUCUACAGUUUUAGUUAGGAUUUCCAGCUCGGAUCAAUUUACAAAUGAAUUGUUAGAUUCAACUUCACAAGGAUAUAGAACGAGAGUCAACAAAGUCGAAGAGCUUGACCCAGUCUUUAAAAGAAAAUAUGGCAAUUCAUACAUCAGAUUGGCAGUUAUUAGGUUCAGUCCUGGAUCAAUCCUCGCUGAUGUAAAUGUAACAUUUACAACUGUACCCACUAAUGAGGACAUAAUCAGCACUAUCACCACUGCAAACCUUACUUUUCCUGUCACCGGAGCAGAGGUAAAUCCAACUACCAUACCAACUACAACCACAACCACAGGGUCAACUACAGCCGUUCCUACUACAGUGACAACUACAGCCAUUCCUACUACAGUGACAACUACAGCCAUUCCUACUACAGUGAAAACUACAGCCAUUCCUACUACAGUGACAACUACAGCCAUUCCUACAACAGUGACAACUACAGCCAUUCCUACUACAACACCUACUACAGUGACAACUACAGCCAUUCCUACAACAGUGACAACUACAGCCAUUCCUACUACAACACCUACUACAGUGACAACUACAGCCAUUCCUACUACAACACCUACUACAACAACAGCGAUGACUACAGUCAUUCCUACUACCACACCUAUUACAAAAGCGACGACUACAGUCAUUCCUACUACAACAACAACUACAACCACAGCCACACCAGCAACAACAACGACAACAACAACAACAACAACGACAACUACACCACGAACAACAACGACAACUACAACAACUACACAACCAACAACAACAACAACAACAACAACAUUAGUACCAACACGUCCUCCUCCAGUUGUAGCCAUUCAGGUUGUCCUUGUAGUGGUAUAUGUUCAAGAGUUAGCAAACCCAGCAACCCCGGAAUUUAAGAACCUCGCCACCAAAGUAGAGAAAGAAUUUGAUGAAAUCUACAGAGCCCAGUUUGGGCCUCGUUUCCUCAGGACCGUCGUCAAAGCUUUCAUAGCUAUUACCAAAACCCGUGCAGACCAAAAUGUCCAGGCACAGGUUGAUAUUAUAUUCAAUCAAGCAUCCACUGAACCUGUUCCCACCAGCACUGCCGUUGUAAAUACCCUGAAAGAAGCAGCGGCAAAUCCUAGCUCAGGCUUGAACCUCACCGUCGACGUCGCCACUAUUAGUGUCAUCAAGUCAGUGCAGUUAAUCCCAUUGACGAUCCUGACCAAUGGAACCUUUGUGGCUGCUUUCUCAAACACAAGUUCUGCUGAGUUCCAGAGCAGGGCAUCGUUGUUAAAAACAGAGCUUGAACCUUUCUUUAUUGCCGACUACCCUGGAAAUUUCAGCGUGUUAACCUUAACUAAACUCAGUAGUGUCAGUAGUGUGGUAAAAGCAGGGAGUGUGGCCACAAUCCAAAAUACCAUGGAUGUCACAUUCGUAGCAGAAGCAACUCUACCUAAUGCCACCCAGAUAGUGAACACUGUAGUUCGAGCAGCCAAGAACAACACGAUAUCCUUCCAGAUCUUCACAAAUCAAAUCAUAGUGAAUAACACAGCGUAUUCAUCAGCUGAAGUCAGUCAAAAGAUCAGUGUGCUGGUCGCUUUACUCCUGGCGGCGGUGUCUCUUCUGCUUCCCCAACUUCAUUGAUCGUAACUACAGCACACAUGAUCAAGUGAAGGACUCAAAUGUAAAUCUACUGAUGCUACAGUGCUUGAUGAGUAGUAAUGAAUGUUACAUUUGACGUAAUCAUACACUGAAAACUUCAAAGCAAACGAUCAUAGGAUGACGUUUCUAAAGCCAGCAUGAUGCACUUGUGUUGCUUUCUCUAUCAGUUAAUGUAUUUUUCCAGGAUGGUUACAUUUAGCAAUCAAAAUAUCUGUUCAUCAACCUAAUUUCCGUGUUUUGUGAUUCAAAAAUGUUUAUUUGCGCUUGUGAAUUGCAUUAUGGGAUGUCGAUCUCUGUCUCCUUUUGAUGUCGUAAAUUCAAAUCUACAGUUUAACAAAGGGACUUUUAUUGACAUUUUAGACGUUUGAAAAUGCUCAUAAAAGUCACUUUAUGCAACUUUUCAAGGUUAAAAGUGGUUAGAAGAAAGUUUAAGGUCCCAUAAUGCAAUUAAAAAGCAGAAAUAAACUAAAAAAAAAUUAUAUAAACAUGAAUCACUAAAUACAGACAACUGCCAAUUUGCGGAUAUUUCGUGCAGUCUAUAAAUAAAUGCAGAGUGAUGGAUAAUGAUGCAUAAUUUGUUGAUUUUCCAGAAAUGAGAUUAGAUCUGCAAUUAUUAUUUUUUUAUGCUGAACUAAUUGAAGUAAUCAGUCAAAUUUUUUAUCUCGCAUGCCUGUGGAUCCUUUGAAAUGCAUCGUAACUUCUCUAAAAGCAAACCCAUGUUAUGGAAAAUGUUAAAGGUCAUCUUUAUGCUGGCUGUCUUUGAAAAGCCAGGAACUGUCUUUGAUUAACAAACGGAAUGAAGUUUUUCAGUGAUUAUGAAACCCGUAAAACAACUUGUGAGAAUGCUAUAGUCACAGGAUAUGACAUCAGAAAUAUCUGGGGUAAAUAAAGCCUAUGAAUAAAAUAAGGUCUAUGAAAACCUGUGCAACUUAUUUAAUGAAACUUCAGCAAGUAGCUAGUAUUUAGUUUUUGUGUAAAUGUUAUAAAGUUUUGAGUAUUUCUAAAUUAUUUAUUCAAAAAAAAAUCUAUUUUUCUGAUUAUUUAAACAUCAAAAGUGUCACCAAAAGAAUCACUCAUUCUAAACCUAGAGGGCUUUUCUGUGAGUUCAUGUAUCACAUGUAUUAUUGUUGCUCAUGUUGGAUGUGGUAUUGUUUUAUUUCUGUAAUAUUUAAUCAGUUAGAUAAGUUGAAGGAUGUAUUUAUCACAAUGUCAUAAUAAGAGACUUAUUGUUGUAUCAAGACAUGUUUGUAAAUUGGUGGCACAACUAGGAUUAUAAGUGAUGAAUAAAUAAAUAUUUUUAAUUCCU